Juglans microcarpa x Juglans regia is the source of this 1393-nucleotide messenger RNA. RefSeq names its product probable UDP-3-O-acylglucosamine N-acyltransferase 2, mitochondrial. The transcript is spliced from 10 exons. Bases 126 to 1046 code for a protein of 306 amino acids. NCBI's taxonomy places the organism in Eukaryota, Viridiplantae, Streptophyta, Magnoliopsida, Fagales, Juglandaceae. The record is from RefSeq and is a predicted model, not a curated record. Gene Ontology annotation, biological process: lipid A biosynthetic process.
AGUCUAAUCUAAACAGCUUCAGAAGCAGACAUCCGAGGUAGCUUCACUCCCACUUCUCAAAGUGAAACCUUUUCCAACUCUUCUGAAGCCUAACGUCGCUUUCAUUCUUCUCUCUCUCUCUCGCCAUGGCACAAGCUGUUCGAAAACUAUACAACUUGGGCUCCUCCUCCUCUCCAAUAUCUCACCUCAUUUACAACAAGCAUAAGGCGAAUAGUCAUGGCCUAUAUGCGUUAUCUCCAUGGGGAAAAAGUAUUCGUUGUCAUUUCUCAGUGGGAAAUUGCCAAGACGGCUCUAGUGCUUCCUCUUAUACGUCUGAUGAUGGUGCUGGACUAAGCCACCAAGAAUUCCAGAGAUGGCAAAAUGGAGGUGGCGCAUUCCACAAGUCAGCUUGCAUUGAUCCGACAGCACUCAUAGAGACUGGUGCUAUAGUUCAUCCAAAAUCCGUUGUAGGUGCAUAUGUUCAUAUCGGAUCGGGAACUGUAAUCGGACCUUCUGUUACAAUUGGCCAAUUGACAAAAAUAGGAUACAAUGUCGCACUCAGUAAUUGCAGCAUAGGUGAUUCAUGUGUAAUCCACAAUGGAGUUUGCAUUGGUCAAGAUGGAUUUGGUUUUCUUGUGGAUGAAAAAGGGAACAUCUUGAAGAAGCCUCAAUUGCUGGAUGCUAGGGUGGGGAACCAUGUGGAGAUUGGUGCAAAUACAUGUAUUGACAGGGGGAGUUGGAGAGAUACAGUUAUAGGGGAUCAUUCAAAGAUAGAUAAUUUAGUUCAGAUUGGUCAUAAUGUAGUUGUUGGGAAAAGUUGCAUGCUUUGUGGACAAGUUGGGAUUGCGGGUUCAGUGACUAUAGGAGACUAUGUUACUUUUGGGGGAAGGGUAGCAGUUCGGGAUCACGUUUCCAUUGUUUCAAAGGUCAGGCUUGCUGCUAUUAGCUGUGUCACCAAAGAUAUCAAAGAACCUGGGGAUUAUGGCGGCUUCCCUGCUGUUCCAAUUAGCGAGUGGCGAAGACAAGUUGCUUCACAAUCUCGGACAUCAAAGAAAAGGGUUGAUUAAGAGUUGUGAGAUGAUUUAAUGGUGUGCUUGUUUGGGUUCUGUCUGAGUGCUGACUGGAGGAGUCAAAUGAUGUGCCAACUCGAGGAGAUUGCCUACCUAGAGAAGUACCGCACUUGCCGCUGUGGUGUAGUAGAAGCGUGGCAUAAUUUCUUUUUUGGUAUCGUUUUUUGAUGGGGGUUUCUACCAUGUUCCAGCCUUCAAACCUGGUGCCCAUAUCUUUGUACUCUGUAAACAUUCUAUUAUUCUCUUCUUAUUGUCCUUCGAAGGGGCUGGUGAGCCAAUUGGACCUAAUAUUUUCUUCCCUCGUUUUUUAGAUAUGUAGUAAUUCUAAAGUCUGAUUGGGGUUA